Messenger RNA from Eleginops maclovinus (Patagonian blennie), 2219 nucleotides. RefSeq names its product CTP synthase 1a (gene ctps1a). Gene Ontology annotation, biological process: CTP biosynthetic process; pyrimidine nucleobase biosynthetic process. Gene Ontology annotation, molecular function: CTP synthase activity; identical protein binding. Gene Ontology annotation, cellular component: cytoplasm; cytoophidium. The transcript is spliced from 19 exons. The coding region runs from base 221 to 1999 and encodes 592 amino acids. The record is from RefSeq and is a predicted model, not a curated record. NCBI's taxonomy places the organism in Eukaryota, Metazoa, Chordata, Actinopteri, Perciformes, Eleginopidae.
GAUGCUUCUGUGUAAUGAACUCAUGAAUAAUGUGCUGCUGCAGACACGUGUAGAACCAGCUGCAGGAUACAUGGCUCUUUAAGGAGGCAUUAAAAGCGUUUCUAUUUGGAUCGAUAUCUUAUUUUGUUUAGAGGUUUUGUGAGCUUUUUUUCGUCGUCGACAUUUUGUUUUGAAGAGCAGAAUAUUUUGGUUUUCUCCGACUUGCAGACACCAGAGCUCCAUGAUGAAGUACAUCCUGGUUACUGGAGGAGUGAUCUCAGGCAUCGGUAAAGGCAUCAUAGCGAGCAGCGUGGGAACCAUCCUGAAGUCAUGCGGCCUGCAUGUGACAGCCAUCAAGAUCGACCCGUACAUCAACAUAGACGCCGGCACGUUCUCCCCCUACGAGCACGGGGAGGUGUUCGUGCUGGACGACGGCGGUGAGGUGGAUCUGGAUCUGGGGAACUACGAGCGCUUCCUGGACAUCCGGCUGACCAAAGACAACAACCUGACCACCGGGAAGAUCUACCAGUCGGUCAUCAACAAGGAGAGGAGGGGGGACUACCUGGGCAAGACCGUGCAGGUGGUGCCACACAUCACAGACGCCAUCCAGGAGUGGGUCAUGAAACAGGCCAAGGUUCCUGUGGAGGACGACGGCGUAGAACCUCAAGUCUGUGUAAUAGAGCUGGGCGGCACGGUGGGAGACAUCGAGAGCAUGCCCUUCAUCGAGGCCUUCAGGCAGUUCCAGUUCAAAGUGAAGAGGGAGAACUUCUGCAACAUCCACGUCAGCCUCAUUCCUCAGCCCAGUGCGACAGGAGAGCAGAAAACAAAACCCACACAGAACACGGUCCGAGAGCUCAGAGGACUCGGACUGUCCCCCGAUCUGAUCAUGUGCCGCUGCGCAACGGCUCUGGAGAACUCGGUGAAAGAGAAGAUCUCCAUGUUCUGUCACGUGGAACCUGAACAGGUGAUCUGUGUGGCCGACGUCUCCUCCAUCUACAAAGUUCCUCUGCUAUUGGAGCAGCAGGGGGUCGUGGGCUUUCUGACCCGGAGACUCAACAUGCCCAUGGAGACCCAGCCGCGCAGGAUGCUCACCAAGUGGAAGGAGAUGUCCGACAGGUCCGACCGGCUGCUCGAGCACUGCUCCAUCGCUCUGGUUGGUAAAUACACAAAGUUCUCCGACUCGUACGCCUCGGUGAUCAAAGCUCUGGAGCACUCGGCGCUCGCCAUCAGCCACAAACUGGAGGUCAAGUACAUCGACUCUGCGAAUCUGGAGCCGUCCAUGCUGCAGGAGGAGCCGGUGAAAUACCACGAGGCCUGGCAGAAGCUCUGCAGCGCCGACGGGAUCCUGGUUCCUGGGGGGUUCGGCGUCAGAGGAACUGAGGGGAAGAUUCACGCCAUCAGCUGGGCCAGGAAACAGAAGAAACCCUUCCUAGGUGUGUGUCUCGGGAUGCAGUUAGCUGUGUGUGAAUUUGCCAGGAACACACUCGGCUGGACAGACGCCAACUCCACUGAGUUCGACCCGGACUCAGAGCAUCCUGUGGUGAUCGACAUGCCGGAACACAACCCGGGUCAGAUGGGCGGCACCAUGCGGCUCGGGAAGAGACGCACCAUCUUCAAGACCAACAACAGCGUGCUGCGUAAACUGUACGGAGACGCAGAGUAUGUGGACGAGAGGCACAGACACCGCUUUGAGGUGAACCCGGAGCUGAAGAGCCACUUUGAGGAGAAAGGGUUCCGCUUCGUGGGUCAGGACGUGGAGGGAGAGAGGAUGGAGGUCAUCGAGCUCGACGAUCAUCCGUACUUCGUGGGGGUUCAGUAUCACCCAGAGUUCACCUCCCGCCCCAUCAAACCCUCCCCCCCGUACCUGGGUCUGCUUCUGGCUGCAGCCGGGAAGCUGCAGGGGUAUUUAGUGAAGGGCUGCCGGCUCUCCCCACGGGACACGUAUAGCGACCGCAGCGGCAGCAGCAGUCCGGACUCGGAGAUCUCAGAGCUGAAAAUGCCUUCUCUCUCUAAUGAAUGAUUUUUAAGCUGCUGGGAUGAAUGUUACAGCCCUCCGAUGAGCUUGUGCGGGAAAGCUGCAGAAACUGGGCUCAGGAACAUGCAGCGCCAGUACAACCCUCACCUUGGCCUUACUGUAAAUAGGUAAUUUUACCCAACUGUUUGCAGUGAACGUGUCUCUAGAUGUCCGUCACAUGUAAAUUCAAGAAUAUAAAUAAAGGGAUUCUCAAAAAACUUCUGAA